CAUCAGGCCACACAAAGCUUCGUCCGAGAUGUACAGCAUACCGCGUAAUGACGCCUUAUGGAAUCCACGGACACCGACGGCAAAUGUGGCGUGGAGACACCAGCUCUCGGUAAGAUGCAAAUGGCUGCCCUCCACAUUCCGCGUGACCGCGGCCUGACAUCCAGAGCGAUGGAAGAGCGGGACUAAAGUAAUAUGUGAAUGCUCGUCUGAGCUACAAUCUUUUCGAAGCUUCGCUGCUGUCACAUUUCCUCCUAUCCGUCGCAUCAUCCACCAGCGUCAGAAUGGAUUUCACACAGAACCAGGCAAACGGCGUCAACAGUACAUCACACUACGAGACCAGACCGCUCAACAUCACGAUAGUGGGUGCUGGUAUUGGCGGUCUCUCUGCUGCCAUUCUUUUGCGCCAACAGGGACACACUGUCACUCUGCUCGAGCAAUCACGCUUUGCCAACGAACUUGGUGCAGCCGUGCAUCUCGCCCCAAAUGCUAACGGACUUCUUCGUCGCAUGGGACUCUCCCCCGAAAAGCUUGGUGCAGUGUCUUGCAAGAAGCUGAGUCAGUGGUUGCCUAAUGGCAAAGAGCUAUUCAGCAUACCUCUCGAGCGCGAAGCCCACCGCUGGCAACAUCCCUGGCAACUUGCCCAUCGUGUCAGCUUGCACUCUGAGCUAAAGAGGUUGGCAACCACAGAAGACGGCCCAGGAAAGCCCGCAAUCCUGAAGACACGAUCAAGAGUUGUGGACGUCAAUCCCGCAGAGGGUAGCGUUACGCUUGAUAGUGGCGAGGUGGUGCAUGGCGAUAUCGUUGUUGGUGCUGAUGGUGUACACUCAAAGACAAGACCAAAGAUUCCCGGUGCUGAGAACAUCAAAACCUUCGGUUGUGGAAAGAGCGCUUUCCGCUUCCUCAUCCCCAGAGAACGCGCCUUGGCCGAUCCGGAGACCAAGAGAUUCGCCGAGCAUGAGGGCCAUCUCAUCAUGAUCUUCGGUAGCGACCGCCGUGUGGUGGUGUACCCGACGAACGAUAACACACUGCUGAACUUCGUCAACAUCCAUCCUACAUCUGAGUCUCAGACCAACCCCGAAGAGUCGGGAAGCAGUGACUGGCAGAAUCAGGGAAACAUCGACAAGAUGCUCGAGAUAUACAAGGACUUCGAGCCAGCUGUGCUCAAGCUACUUGGUAUGGCGGAUGAAGAAACAUUGAAGGUGUGGGAGUUGCUCGACAUGGAGCAAUUACCUACAUGGACUCACGAGAAGUUGGUCCUCAUCGGUGAUGCGGCUCACCCCUUCACACCUCACCAAGGUCAAGGUGCGGGCCAAGCCAUCGAAGAUGCUGCGUCACUUGCAGUCAUGCUGCAAAAAGGCACACCCCUUAGUGUCAUCACCGAUCGUCUGAAGCUCUACCAGAAGUGCCGCUUCGAGCGUGCUUCGUACAUCCAAGAGAUAUCUCGCAUCGCCGGCAUGGACUUGGGCUCAGGUCCACCACUCGACUCGUCCCGCUUCACCGCCUAUAACUUCGGCCACGACGAAUGGGACUACUCCAGUCAAAUGCUGCGAAAGCAUGAGUGGGAGAACAACAAGGGCCUGUUCUGGAGGAUGCCAACUUCUUUCGGGCCCAUGCCCGGACCACGACAAGACUUCCACGGCCGCUCGCGCGAUGGAAGCAAAGCCACUUUCAAGACGACCAGUGUCAAGUUUAAGUCGAGCAGAACGGUGUUGCAAAACCUCUUCCCUACCGAGAAGCUCAAGUUCGCAUCUACAGAUACAGUCGUCUACGCCACUUUCACAGCAACACAGCUCGACAAUCUUGAAUGGCUAGGUGGCCGAGGCUACUCGCACUUCGGCCUGUACGUGCACGGCGUGCAAUACACCAAGGGCAAUGGAGAGACAGUUACAGGUACAUACCUCCCUGUGCUCUUUGAGAACCUUGCAGACCCUAUCCUGAGCGGUAGAGAAGAGCUCGGUUUCCCAAAACUGUUCGCCGAUCUCGAUAUACAGCUAGAUGGUAACACAUGGUCACUGAAAGCUAGCUGGAUGGGCUCCAAGUUCGCUACCGUGACACUCUCGGACCCAACGGAGCCUCUUACGAACGAUGACGCCGCGCCCCAGCAAGGACAAGCGCCAGUGCCAGCUGACGAGGGACUCUUCUUCCAUAAGCACAUCCCCGCCACCGGCAGCAUUGGCAGCAAAGAGCGAGGGCAGGCUGAUGUCGAGUACACCGCGUUCCUGCCCAACGAAGCGGAUGCAAAGACUGUUGAAAGAAAGGUCUCGAAGACACUUAAGGCGAAGAACGCGCAGAUACAGUUCGAUGCGCUCGACUGGAAGGCACUGCCCACGCUGCAUCACGCUGUUGCGAGGUUGCAAGAGGUGCCGGUAUAUGAGGUUGUGGAGGCCAAAAUUGUGGAGGGUACUGGGGUGAGCGAUGUCAGCUCAGUGAGGAGGGCAGAAUGA
Macroventuria anomochaeta is the source of this 2444-nucleotide messenger RNA. Its product is annotated as FAD/NAD(P)-binding domain-containing protein. Gene Ontology annotation, molecular function: monooxygenase activity; lyase activity; FAD binding. Bases 282 to 2444 code for a protein of 720 amino acids. The transcript has 2 exons. The record is from RefSeq and is a predicted model, not a curated record. NCBI's taxonomy places the organism in Eukaryota, Fungi, Ascomycota, Dothideomycetes, Pleosporales, Didymellaceae.